UCCCCCUCUCUCUUCUCUCUUCUCUCCUAUCACCUGGAAACCACUUCUAUCUCCGGACACUAAAACACGUCCAGUCGCGACACUAAAUGAUCACCAUGUGCAAAGGAAUAGCCUCACUGUCCACCUGCUGCUUGGAAAGGGCGAAGGAGCUGAGAGCAAGGCUGGGAAGUUUUCUGCAAAAACCAGACUGGAAUUUAACCUGCUGCAAAAUCGGCAAGCAUAAGCCAACUUUGGAAGAAUGCCUGCGGUGGAAAGAGUCUUUUGAGAAGCUGCUGUCUUGUAAAUAUGGGUUGUGUGCCUUCACGGCGUUCCUGGUCUCAGAGUUCAGCGAGGAGAACAUCGCGUUUUACUUCGCUUGUGAAGAGUACCGCAACACCAAGGUCCUGAGCAAACUUCCAGCCAAGGCCCAGAAAAUCUACGAAGAGUUCAUCUGCGCAGACGCCCCCAAAGAGAUCAACAUCGACCACGAAACUCGGGACAUCACCAGAGCCAACAUGGCCACCCCGUCUCUCUCCUGCUUCGACUCGGCGCAGCACAAGAUCUACCUGCUCAUGGCGAAAGACUGCUACCCACGCUUCCUCCGCUCCCCGGCCUACAAGGACCUCCUCCGCCAGGCCAAGCCCUCCAAGAACCAGAGGACCGAGAAGAAGGCGUGAGCUGCCCCCCGCUGGCCGCGAGACGAAAUGACCUUCGACGAAAACCAGUUGCCUUUUUACAUAGUUUACAUAAGGCACGGUAAAUAAGCUGCCUCGUGAAGCUGGUUAAAGCGGCUCCACGCUGACCUGGCGACAGAGAUUAGGCAGAGCCGGACUGGUCUGGUUUUGAGGUGGAUCUCCGGGAAGUUUUGGAGACGCUGGAGAAGUGCGGUGAAGACGAGAUGGCUGCCGAACAGAUGAAGAGCGGAGAUUGGAGAUUUUGACUGACAAUCAAUUGUAAAAAAUUGAGACUUAAAAGCACUUUUUGUUGCCAUUUUGGGGCAAAAUUUGUCGAUGUUGAUGUGCAAUUUCUUUUUUUGUGAACAGACUACUGAAAUUUCUAUUUAUUACUAUUUAUUUGACUUAACUGUAUUGUUGGUUGUAAUUUUUUACAAAAGAUUCUCAUGUGCAAUAUUUGAUCUAAUACAUUACAAUGUUAUUU
Boleophthalmus pectinirostris (great blue-spotted mudskipper) is the source of this 1137-nucleotide messenger RNA. RefSeq names its product regulator of G-protein signaling 5-like. The transcript has 5 exons. The record is from RefSeq and is a predicted model, not a curated record. Bases 87 to 656 code for a protein of 189 amino acids. Lineage: Eukaryota; Metazoa; Chordata; Actinopteri; Gobiiformes; Gobiidae.